Messenger RNA from Orcinus orca (killer whale), 5781 nucleotides. RefSeq names its product protein phosphatase, Mg2+/Mn2+ dependent 1E (gene PPM1E). The transcript is spliced from 7 exons. The record is from RefSeq and is a predicted model, not a curated record. Gene Ontology annotation, biological process: negative regulation of protein kinase activity; protein dephosphorylation. The coding region runs from base 265 to 2514 and encodes 749 amino acids. Gene Ontology annotation, molecular function: protein serine/threonine phosphatase activity; cation binding. Lineage: Eukaryota; Metazoa; Chordata; Mammalia; Artiodactyla; Delphinidae.
UGGACCCCGCGCGCGCGCCCGCGACCAACUUUCCCUCCAGACCAGAGAGGGGCAGCGCGCUCCGCCCCCGCCCCCGGGCCGCGCACGUCCGGGCUCGGCGACGCGCACGCCUGCGGGAGCCCUCUCCGAGGAACCUAGUGCUGAUCGCUUGUGCCGGUGCGGCAGUUAACCGCCCUUGCAGGAUCCCGAGGCUCGCGAGCAGCCCCCUCCCCUUCCUGGGCUUCCCCCACCCACUUCCCGGUCGGCUCCGGGGCAUGAGCAGCGAUGGCCGGCUGCAGCCCCGAGGAGAAAACUUACCGGCGCUUCCUGGAGCUAUUCUUGGGCGAGUUUCGCGGACCGUGCGGCGGCGGCGAGCCCGAGCCGGAACCCGAACCCGAGUCGGAGCCCGAGCCCGAGCCCGAACUGGUAGCGGCUGAGGCGCCCGAGGCUUCGGUUGAGGAACCCGGGGAGGAGGCGGCCACUGUAGCCGCGACGGAGGAGGGGGAGCAAGAGCAGGAGCAAGACCCCGAGCCCGAGGAGGAGGUGGUGGCGGCGGAGGGCGAGGAGGAAGAGGCGGCGGCAGCCCGGGGGCAGUCGGCCGUGCCACCGCCGCCGCAGCCCCAGCUGCCGCCGCUGCCCCCGCUCCCGCGGCCGCUGUCGGAGCGCAUCACCCGCGAGGAGGUGGAGGGCGAGAGCCUGGACCUGUGCCUGCAGCAGCUCUACAAAUAUAACUGCCCUUCCUUUUUGGCUGCUGCUUUAGCCAGAGCCACAUCAGAUGAAGUCCUUCAGAGUGAUCUUUCUGCACAUUAUAUUCCAAAGGAAACCGAUGGCACAGAGGGGACUGUGGAGAUUGAGACAGUGAAAUUGGCCCGUUCUGUCUUCAGUAAACUACACGAGAUUUGCUGCAGCUGGGUGAAAGACUUCCCUCUCCGCAGGAGACCCCAGCUUUAUUAUGAGACAUCAAUCCAUGCCAUCAAAAACAUGCGCAGGAAAAUGGAGGACAAACAUGUCUGCAUUCCUGACUUCAAUAUGCUCUUCAACCUAGAGGACCAGGAAGAACAAGCUUACUUUGCAGUGUUUGAUGGCCAUGGGGGAGUGGACGCUGCCAUUUAUGCCUCCAUUCACCUGCAUGUUAACUUAGUACGCCAGGAGAUGUUCCCCCAUGAUCCUGCUGAGGCCCUGUGCCGGGCCUUCCGGGUCACUGACGAGCGGUUUGUACAGAAGGCAGCCAGGGAGAGCUUAAGAUGCGGGACCACAGGAGUGGUGACUUUUAUCAGAGGCAACAUGCUACAUGUGGCCUGGGUAGGUGAUUCCCAGGUUAUGCUUGUGAGAAAGGGCCAAGCUGUUGAACUAAUGAAGCCACACAAACCGGACAGAGAGGACGAAAAGCAGCGAAUUGAGGCCCUUGGAGGUUGUGUAGUCUGGUUUGGUGCCUGGAGGGUGAAUGGAAGUCUGUCGGUCUCCAGAGCUAUUGGAGAUGCUGAACAUAAGCCAUAUAUCUGUGGGGAUGCAGAUUCUGCCUCUACUGUUCUGGAUGGAACUGAAGACUACCUCAUUCUGGCCUGUGAUGGCUUCUAUGACACCGUGAACCCUGAUGAGGCAGUGAAAGUUGUGUCUGAUCACCUGAAGGAGAAUAAUGGAGACAGCAGCAUGGUUGCCCACAAAUUAGUGGCAUCAGCUCGUGAUGCUGGGUCAAGUGAUAACAUCACUGUUAUUGUGGUAUUCCUGAGGGACAUGAACAAAGCUGUAAAUGUUAGUGAGGAAUCAGAUUGGACAGAGAACUCUUUUCAAGGAGGGCAAGAAGAUGGUGGGGAUGAUAAGGAGAAUCAUGGAGAGUGCAAACGCCCUUGGCCUCAGCACCAGUGCUCAGCACCGGCCGAUCUAGGCUAUGAUGGGCGUGUGGAUUCGUUCACUGAUAGAACUAGCCUGAGCCCAGGGUCCCAAGUCAACGUGCUGGAAGACCCAGGCUACCUAGAUCUCACACAAAUAGAAGCAAGCAAACCUCACAGUGCCCAGUUUUUGCCGCCAGUUGAGAGGUUUGGUCCUGGUGCACCAAAGAAGGCAAAUUUUAUUAAUGAGCUAAUAAUGGAGAAAAAAUCAGUUCAAUCAUCAUUGCCUGAACGGAGUGGUGCUGGAGAGUUUCCCUCUUCUUUUAAUUUGGGUUCAACAGGGCAGCAGAUAUGCAGAAUGGAGAGCUUCUCUCCUGUUUGUUCUAGGUUGGAAAAUGAACAGUUCAAAUUCCUGGGAAAGAGAGUUUCUAGAUUGUAUCGUUUACACUACCACUUCUCAAAGAGGCGGCACGGAUUCAGAUUUAAUCCAAAGUUUUAUUCUUUUCUCUCUGUUCGAGAGCCUUCCCACAAAACAGGCACUAGCCUGUCCUCACUUAUUCGAAGUGGGAAGAGAAAUAGGAUGUUAAGAAGUUCUCUGCCAUGGAGACAAAACAGUUGGAAAGGGUACAGUGAAAACAUGAUGGGGAAGCUUAAAAAGAGUAAUGCUAUUCCAUACCCAGCUCUUCCCUGGAGUUUUAAAAUAUAAUAAAUAACCUUCUCUUUAAAGUAGGCUAGCUAGCUCUCCCCCAGUAAAGACAUCACUAUCAGAGUAGAAACAAGGUAGACAUUUCUGAAAUAUUGUGUGCUUCAUUAUGAGCCAUGGAUGGCUCAACUCUUAAAUGUAAAUAGAUCUCUAGGAAACUCACUACAGUGUUUGCAGUCUAAUAAAAAAGUACCGGCGGUUUCACUUGCGAAAUUAUACACCUGGUCCCAGUGACGUGUCUCUGUACCUACUACGUACCACCCCCACCCCAUGACCCUUUCACGUCACUAGUGGAAGCUUGCAAGUUGGUUAUUUCAGUCAGGAGAUACAGUGUUGAAAUCUCACAGCAGGUGAAAUCUGUUCUGAUGUGCCUAAUAGAUCUCUGGAAAACUUAAUGCAGAAUUAGAUCUGGUUGGGGAAUGUUCCUCAAAAGAAAGACUGGGGACUACAAGGGAAAGCCCCUCCCCUUUUUUGGUAGGUAAAAGGCUAAAAGCCACAUGGGUUUUAACUGGUAACAAUGAAAGUAGAAAACUAGUGUAAAAAUGUCAUAUUCUCAGACUUGUGAGGUGGUAUAUAGUCGAACAGAUUCACUAAUUUUUUCCUGUAACAUAGAAGACCAACAAUGAAAAUUUUUUGAAUUAAAAAGUAUUUCCUAGGGCUGUAGCUAUUUGGGAGUUUCAUAACCUGUUAUGGUGCUUUUGACGGAAUUAUUAUUAUUUUUUAGGAGACUGCUGUCAAUUGGUUUUAACCUAUGAUGCUAAUGUGUUUUUCACUGUACCUUCAUCUCAGAAGUAAAACUUCUUUAAUGGAGAUGAUUUCAGGUACAGAUAUACUAGAAUCAAGUUGCCAUUUUAAAAGAAAAUCAAAUAGUAUUUCUAUUUUUUUCUGCCUUUUUUUUUAAAAAAAAAAGUUCAGACAGCAAAGGCAUGUACUACGAUCAAAUAAAAAGUGGUGUUGGAGAAUGAAAAAUAUUAGUUUUAACUUCUAUAAAAUUGUUUCCCCCAAGGGAAUGAAAUAAUUGGUGUGGAAGAGGCUGAAAGUACUGCCUAAAGUGAGCCCAGAGGCCAAGUGCAAAGGAGAAUGCAGAUUACUGCAGCUGAGGUCUGUUUAGUUGUAAAUUUGAGUCCUGCAGCGUCAGACCAAAUAGUACAUGUUUCUCUUUUCAGUAUUUAUUUACAUUUGAUACUCUGAAAUUGUCUGCUUUUUGUCAUUUCUACAGUUUCAAGUCAGAACCAUAUCUGCAACUAGAGGCGGCAAAUAAACUAAUAAUCAGAUUCAUUCAGUGAGGCAGGCUGAUUCUUUGAGAAUCAUGAGCGUCUCCACGUGACAUUUUACCCUCCCCCAGUCGAGCAUGGAGCAGCCACGCCAAUGCACAGGAGCUGCCUGCUGCAGGGCUCACUCCCUCAUACUGUUGGGAGGUGCUAAAUGCUCUUGCUGGGAAACGUGCACUGAGCAAUCCUGUUUUAACCUAAUACUAACACACUAAUUACUUUAUGUUCCCCAGACUCAUAAUGGAGGACUAAGAUUCCUGGAUCUUAAAAACAGAGGACUGCAGCGUAUUUUGGGGUGCCAGUGUAGCUAUAUCAAACAAAUAAAAACAGAUUCACUUUAGCAACAGAUUGAUAAUCUACAGAUCUUACUUUUUAAAGUUUGGAUGUAAGUAGAGAUUUUCAGUAUUCGCUUUCCCUUAUUUUGAAGUCAUUUCUUCUCAAGUCUUGUGACACAUGGCUGAGAAGGAGGGAGCACCCAUGGCUCCAACCGUAGUACCAGAAUCUUUUCACCAUCCUGAUGCUUUACCCCCAUACAUGGACCUCACUCAUAUCUGUCAUUUUUGGACGCCUAGAUCUUGUUAACAACCCAUCAGGUGCAGGGUCAGUUUCAAAUCAAAUUAUCAUCUAAGGAAGCAAGAAAACAGAGGCAGCAGAACACUGGUAUAUAUUAUAGCCCAAAGCACUAAGCUAAGGUAAAAAUUUUUUAAAGAUUUUUCUAUAGUUGUCUAUUGCUAAUGAUUUUGAUCAGAAUAAAGAAGGUGAAAGGAAAUAAGGUACAAAUGACAGGUUUUUUUCAGUGGGGAAAAAUGGUUGGAUGAAAUUGGGACUAAGAGACCACAUCUUUAAGGGUCUGAAUUUUGUAGGUGUAACUACAUAAGCAGCGUUAACUCCAUUUCUGAUACCAGUAGCCCUCUAGAAAAUAAAGCAAAGUAGUUCUAGUGUGGUCAUGUUAUAAGCCAAUAUUGUGAAAAAUAGCAACUACUAUUCAUUUGUUCACGACAUGCAUAUUUAUAGAAUAGUUAGGUACCACUUGUAAGGUAAGUCCUUUAAAAUUCUAUAAUACAUAUUAAAGUAGUGGUUAUUGGUCUGAUAUAUACUGCUCUUGGUUCUAUAAACUAGAUAAAAAGCAGUGCUUUGUGAAAUGCAGUGUUAUAUCUUAAUGCCACUGGUGAUAGAAAGUAGUUCCCUUCAGUUCAAAUCCUGUGCCCUCAUCUGCUGCUUGCUGACGUAAGCAAUAAGUCCCCCCUCUUACUAAUGGUGUCUACACAUUUCUGUAACUUGUAUUUAAUGAUGGUGUAUCUGGUGAUUGUAAAAAUAUUAGACAGAUAUAAAAGUAUAUAAUAUAUAUUAACCGUUAAUGCUGAGGUACAGUCUGAAUUACGUGUCUUGUACUUUUAUUCAUUGUGUAAUUUAGUGAUGGUGGAAGUUCUACAUUCAGUCCUUAAGAUGGCAGUAUCCCUUUUACAGUUUAACAUGAUCUGCAUCAACUUGUCUGCUUGCUCAAGUUUUGUUAGAAUAGGAAAUAAUAAAUAUAAAAAAGAAAGUGUAGUGCUGGUUAGGGAAACAGACUUCAAGUCACUAACUGAAGUCAAUACAAACUCCUUGUACAUUCACUGUGAGUUUCAAAGGGAAUCAGUCCCUAAUUUAAAGGUUUCCUUUGUUCACUUUCUGGAUGUGUACUUUUGAGGGAUAUCUGAGGUUAAGCAACAUUACAGCACCAAACACUGGGGCUAUUAAUCCCAUUUAGGUCUGUACUGAAAAGGAUGGUGGAAAUACAUGUAUAUAACUUUUCUUUACCUAAAAGUGCCAUCCAUUGUCCUUGAAUUAAUACAAAGUUACUGUUGCAUUUAAUUUAACUAGGAGGAUCCUCGAAAGUUAACACCUUUUCCAAGGACAAUGUCAACAAUGUCAGUGUCAACACUGAGUCUGAUUCUGACCACAUUUAUAGUGGUACUACAAUGUCAGCGUGGUGGUAUAGUGUCACACUGCAUCUUCAUGA